This is a messenger RNA of Musa acuminata AAA Group (dessert banana), 1722 nucleotides long. RefSeq names its product probable WRKY transcription factor 31. Lineage: Eukaryota; Viridiplantae; Streptophyta; Magnoliopsida; Zingiberales; Musaceae. Gene Ontology annotation, biological process: regulation of DNA-templated transcription. The transcript is spliced from 5 exons. The record is from RefSeq and is a predicted model, not a curated record. Gene Ontology annotation, molecular function: DNA-binding transcription factor activity; sequence-specific DNA binding. The coding region runs from base 107 to 1603 and encodes 498 amino acids.
CCACCCCAACCCACCUGUUGCAAGACUUCCGCCUUUCUCUUUCUUCUGCUUCGACUUCAGUUACUUAGGCAAAGCCGGUCGUACCCUGAGCGGCGGCGACGGUCGCAUGGAAGUGAACGAGGUGGAUUUCUUCUCGGCUGAGAGGAGGAAGGCCGUCGGCAGGGUGGAGGCCGAUCUCGGCCCAAAGGUGCCGAGUUCUUGCAUCAAGAAGGAGGAUCUCACCAUCGCCGGGUUGAACCUUCUGAUCGGUAACGCCCGCAGCGACCUGUCCACGGUGGACGACGCGGUGUUGCAGGCCGACGACCGCAAAGAGAGCAAGAGCGAGCUGGCGGCCAUGCGAGACGAGCUGGCGCGCGUGAAAGAGGAGAACCAGAAGCUGAGGGAGAUGUUGAACCAAGCGAUCAGCAACUACAACGCCCUCCAGAUGCAUCUCACCGCGCUGAGGCAGCAACACGAUGUUGUUGAUGGAAGAGUCGAGGCCAAGAACGAUGAACAUGGAGAGGUCCUCGUGCCAAGACAGUUCAUGGAUCUCGGCCCAGCUGGGGAUGCCGAUGAACCAUCCCACUCGUCGACGGCUACCCGCGACCGCCCUUCUCCCCCGCCGGACAAUGGCGGAGUCAGAUCGAUGGACUCCGAGCGACGCAAAAGGAGCACCGACAAGGAGAUUGUCCCACCACCUGAUCACCCAAACUCUAACAGGGAAGAGAGUAGCACCGAGCAAGCUCAUGAAGCCAUCAUGAGGAAAGCCCGUGUAUCCGUUCGAGCUCGUUCUGAUGCACCCAUGAUCGCUGAUGGAUGUCAAUGGAGGAAGUACGGGCAGAAGAUGGCGAAAGGGAACCCCUGCCCCCGGGCUUACUACAGAUGCACCAUGGCCGCCGGCUGCCCCGUUCGCAAACAGGUGCAGAGGUGCGCUGACGACCGCUCCAUCUUGACGACGACGUACGAGGGCACGCACAACCACCCGCUCCCCCCGGCCGCCAUGGCGAUGGCGUCGACGACUUCGGCCGCGGUGUCGAUGUUGCUCUCGGGGUCGAUGUCCAGCCCGGAAGGGCUGAUGAAUCCCAGCUUCAUGGCGAGGACGGUCCUGCCUUUCUCGUCGAGCAUGGCGACCAUAUCGGCGUCGGCUCCGUUCCCGACCGUGAUGUUGGACCUCACUCACCGCCCGGACGCCACGCAGCUGCAGAGACCGGCACCGGCCCAGUUCCAGUUCCCGUUUCCCGCCGCCGCCGCUGCCGGCUACUUUCCGGUGCCGAAUGCCUCUGGCCAGACUCAUAUCAACCAGUCAAGGUUCUCAGGGUUGCAGUUGUCUGCGGCGAUGGAGGCUUCGGAGUUCCCUCAUCCGAAGGAGCACGCGGCGCUUCCGCCCUCCCUGGCCGACACCGUGACCGCUGCUACGGCGGCCAUAACAGCAGACCCCAACUUCACCGCCGCGCUCGCGGCGGCCAUAUCGUCGAUCAUCAACGGGAAUCAUCCGGCGACCGCAAGCGACAACCAUGACAACAGGAGCACUGCCAGUAGAACCAUUAACGAGGACGAUAACAACGCCACCACCAGCAGCAAAGACAUCAACCCGUCCAAUACCAAUUUUACGGCGACCAAAUAGUAAUACUCGAUCAUAAUCAUUCCAAGCUUUCACCGAUUCUUUUCUCCUCAUGCAUGUAAAUUAUUUCUUGUAUUUUACUAUGUAAUUGGACAAAUUAAACUCGCUUGUGCUUCUUCCCA